UUCGAGAGUAAGACUAUUUUUGUUAUUCUCUUUCUUAUUUAGUUCAUUAAAAUAGUAAAUGAAGCUGGGCAGUUAUCUCUUUUCUUUUUGUUGUUUAGAAAGAGUGGAAAAUGCCUAAAAAAAAGACUGGUGCCAGGAAGAAGGCAGAGAACCGCAGGGAACGUGAAAAACAACUAAGAGCAUCAAGAAGCACUGUAGAUUUAGCUAAGCACCCAUGUAAUGCUUCAAUGGAAUGUGACAAGUGUCAGAGGCGGCAGAAGAAUAGAGCAUUUUGUUAUUUUUGUAAUGCUGUACAGAAGUUACCAAUCUGUGCACAGUGUGGAAAGACAAAGUGCAUGAUGAAGUCCUCAGACUGUGUCAUAAAGCAUGCUGGUGUAUAUAGUACUGGCCUCGCAAUGGUGGGUGCAAUAUGUGACUUCUGUGAAGCUUGGGUUUGCCAUGGUAGGAAGUGUCUCAGUACACAUGCCUGUGCCUGCCCUCUUACUGAUGCUGAGUGUGUUGAAUGUGAACGGGGUGUAUGGGACCAUGGUGGCAGGAUAUUCAGUUGUUCUUUUUGCCAUAACUUUCUCUGUGAAGACGAUCAAUUUGAGCAUCAAGCCAGCUGCCAAGUACUGGAGGCAGAAACAUUUAAAUGUGUUUCAUGCAAUCGUCUUGGUCAGCAUUCUUGUCUCCGUUGUAAGGCUUGUUUCUGUGAUGAACAUACAAGAAGCAAGGUGUUUAAACAGGAAAAGGGAAAACAACCUCCUUGCCCUAAAUGUGGACAUGAGACUCAGGAGACAAAGGAUCUCAGCAUGUCAACACGCUCCCUGAAAUUUGGCAGGCAGGCUGGAGCCGAAGAGGGAGACGGAGCUUCUGGGUAUGACGCUUAUUGGAAGAACCUUUCGUCUGACAAGUAUGGUGACGCUAGCUACCAUGAGGAGGAGGAGGAGUAUGAAGCAGAUGAUGAUGAAGAGGAAGAAGAUGAAGGUGGAAAGGAUUCAGAUGCUGAGUCGUCAGAUUUGUUUACUAAUUUGAAUUUAGGAAGGACCUAUGCCAGUGGCUAUGCUCACUUUGAGGAACAGGAGAACUAGGUGAGCUACCUGCCUGGUCGGUGGCGGUCCUUUGUGAGACGAGCAGGAUCUGGUGUGUUGAUGAAAAAUAUGUGGGUAUUCAAAAGUACCCUCAGGUAGGCCCUGCGCAGAAGACUACUUUGGGCUAAGGAGUAGGGCAUGGCAUUUUUAAAGGCUUCUAGCAUAAGAAAACAUAUUGCAAAUGUAAGACUUCAUCACUCCAGACAAAUGUAUCGUGGAUUGAAUUAUUAGUGAUUUCAGUAGUCUAGUAAGAUUUUGGCAAUUAAGUACAUAUAUAUAGAACAAAGGGAUAGAAUGGUAAUAUAUUUAUUUGAAAUUACUGAUUUUAUUAAAAAGGAUUGCUUAUAGGGGCCGGGGAUUUAGC
Messenger RNA from Fukomys damarensis (Damara mole-rat), 1434 nucleotides. Its product is annotated as zinc finger protein 330. Bases 111 to 1070 code for a protein of 319 amino acids. Gene Ontology annotation, cellular component: nucleus. The transcript is spliced from 9 exons. The record is from RefSeq and is a predicted model, not a curated record. NCBI's taxonomy places the organism in Eukaryota, Metazoa, Chordata, Mammalia, Rodentia, Bathyergidae. Gene Ontology annotation, molecular function: zinc ion binding.